AUGAGCUGCUUCAGCUCGGACGCCUUUUCCGGCGGCAGCGACAUGCUGGGCUCCUCCUCGGUCGCGCCGGCGGCCGCAGCGUCUCCGCGGCGGAGCCAGAGCCCGCGACCGCUGGCCUCGCGCGCUCCCGGGGCCGCCGCGUCAGGCAGGCGGGGGAACCGGGCGGCUCCAACUGCUGUUUCCAAACGGCGGCCGGGCUGUCCCCGCGCCGCCUGUCAGUCACCUCGGCCGGCGCCCCUGCUCGGCCCCGCCCGCAGACUCCGCGUCGUGCCCGCCAGCCCGUUCCCGCGCGCCGCCCCGGCCUCCACCCCGGCCCGCAGCCCCUCCCGCGCGCUGCCCCGGCAGGCAGUGGGACGGGCACCUAAGGACCCCGCAACCCGGGCCUCGAAGGACCCCAGGAGCCGUCCACCCGCACUUCCGGCCGCCGGCUCUUCGUGCCGCAGGCGAAACCAUGUUCGUCCCCUCCGGGGACUCGGUCCCCGACCUCGCGGGGUGCACCCUCUUAAUGUGUAUGCAUUGCCUUCAAAGAAACUAGUGGCUCUUCAGUUAAGAUCCAUUUUUAUUAAGUAUAAAUCAAAGUCAUUCUGUGAAAAACUGCUUUCCUGGGUGAAAUGCAGCGGCUGCACCAAAGUGGUGGUUCUUUCUAGCAGCCACUCGUAUCACCGUAAUGACCUCCAGCUGCGCAGUACCCCCUUCAGGUACCUUCUUACACCUUCCAUGCAAAAAAGUGUUCAGAAUAAAAUACAGAGCCUCAACUGGGAAGAAAUGGAAAAAACCCCAUGCAUUCCUGAAAUAGACGAUUCUGAGUUUUGUGUCCGUGUCCCUGGAGGAGGGAUCACAAAGCUGCUCUAUGACGAAGGCUGUUCUAAAGAAAUCCCAAUCGCGAUUCUGCUGAAGUUUGUUUCAGAAGGAGACAACAUCCCAGAUGCUCUGGGUCUGGUUGAAUAUCUUAAUGAAUGGCUUCAGAUAAUCAAACCACAUUGUGAGGACCCCACAGCAUCUUCCCUGCCCUGGAAAAUGCCGAGUUCCUGGAGGUUACUCUUCGGCAGUGGUCUUCCCCCUGCGCUCUUCUGAUCUGUUUCAGUUUUAUACCUUACUUCCCAAGAUGCUUACUACCAACACAACUGGUAAACAACUGUAUAAAAAGAAUGUAUUAGGAAAUCUUUACUUUCCACAGAAAAAUCUCCAGGAAAAAUGGAUUAACACAAGGUUGUUUUUACCAUGUUUUCCAUCAUCUACAACAAAUGUAAAUUUUGUGCAAUAAAUUGUUUUCUAAGUAA
Molecule: messenger RNA, 1280 nt
Organism: Bubalus bubalis (water buffalo)
Lineage: Eukaryota; Metazoa; Chordata; Mammalia; Artiodactyla; Bovidae
Gene: PSMG2
Product: proteasome assembly chaperone 2
Exons: 6
Coding region: 1-1074 (357 amino acids)
Biological process (GO): proteasome assembly
Cellular component (GO): cytosol; nucleus
Source: RefSeq, a predicted model, not a curated record